CAUUUUUCAGCCACCAGUUGCUAGUUCAUCUUUCGAUUUCUUUCGUGAAUUUUUGCUAAUUAUUGUCUACAAUGGCCCGUACCAAGCAGACUGCUCGUAAGUCCACUGGAGGUAAAGCGCCGCGUAAACAGCUGGCUACUAAAGCAGCACGCAAAUCCGCCCCAUCCACUGGAGGUGUUAAGAAGCCUCAUCGCUAUCGUCCAGGUACCGUUGCGCUUCGUGAAAUUCGUCGCUACCAGAAAUCCACCGAACUCCUGAUUCGAAAACUUCCAUUUCAACGCUUAGUGCGUGAAAUCGCUCAGGACUUUAAAACCGAUCUGCGUUUCCAGUCGGCUGCUAUUGGCGCCCUGCAGGAGGCCAGUGAAGCCUAUCUGGUUGGUCUUUUCGAAGAUACCAAUCUAUGCGCAAUUCAUGCCAAGCGUGUUACAAUCAUGCCAAAAGACAUUCAGCUGGCUCGUCGUAUCCGUGGUGAACGCGCCUAAGAAAAUUUUAUUACGAUCAUGUAUAAUUUAUCAUUCACCACCAAUCCAAAUGUGUUGUAACUUUUGAUUUUUUUGAUACUGCCUCAAACAGUUAAACACACGACGUUUCUAAUUGUAAAAAAAAAGUCACAUAUAAUUCUAUAGUAUUUCCCUGCUACAUUCUGAUAUACUAUUAUUAUGUUUCCGAUUCCCUACUGAAACUAACUUAAUUUGUUCGCCUUUCACCAAAUUUUUUGUAGAAAUUAAAUUGUCUUAAAUCUUUAGUUUACUUUUUUUCUUUACUUAAAGAUUUUUGGGAUCCGAGAAAAACAUUCGG
Molecule: messenger RNA, 798 nt
Organism: Loa loa (African eye worm)
Lineage: Eukaryota; Metazoa; Nematoda; Chromadorea; Rhabditida; Onchocercidae
Product: histone H3
Exons: 3
Coding region: 72-482 (136 amino acids)
Cellular component (GO): nucleosome
Molecular function (GO): protein heterodimerization activity; structural constituent of chromatin; DNA binding
Source: RefSeq, a predicted model, not a curated record